This is a messenger RNA of Pseudonaja textilis, 3015 nucleotides long. RefSeq names its product platelet activating factor acetylhydrolase 1b catalytic subunit 2 (gene PAFAH1B2). Gene Ontology annotation, cellular component: cytoplasm. The record is from RefSeq and is a predicted model, not a curated record. Gene Ontology annotation, molecular function: platelet-activating factor acetyltransferase activity. Lineage: Eukaryota; Metazoa; Chordata; Lepidosauria; Squamata; Elapidae.
GCGGGGGAGGGGCGCGCCCGUCGGAGCGGCGGGGAGGCUGAGGGAAGGCCGAGCAGGCGGAGCGGAUCGUCGGCGAGGAGCCGCCAUGGAGGCGCGGGGGCAGUCGCAGUCGCCGGCAGCGGACCGGAUGAGCCAGGGGGACGCCAACCCGGCGGCCACGGCCCACAUCGCGGAAGACGUGCAGGGCGACGACCGGUGGAUGUCCCAGCACAACCGGUUCGUCUUGGACUGCAAGGACAAGGAGCCCGACGUGCUGUUCGUGGGCGACUCCAUGGUCCAGCUGCUGCAGCAAUACGAGAUAUGGCGAGAACUUUUUUCACCGUUACAUGCACUGAAUUUUGGGAUUGGUGGAGACACUACAGGACACGUUUUGUGGAGACUGAAGAAUGGUGAACUUGAAAAUAUUAAGCCCAAGGUCGUCGUUGUUUGGGUUGGAACAAAUAACCAUGAAAACACAGCAGAGGAAGUAGCUGGUGGAAUAGAAGCCAUCGUGAGACUGAUCAAUACCCGGCAGCCUCAGGCUAAGAUUAUUGUUUUGGGCCUGCUCCCUCGAGGCGAGAAGCCGAACCCUCUGCGGCAGAAGAACUCCAAGGUGAACCAGCUCUUGAAGACCUCCCUGCCAAAGCUGGCUGGAGUCCAGCUGCUGGAUGUGGAUGGAGGCUUCGUGCACUCGGAUGGCACCAUUUCAUGCCACGACAUGUUCGAUUUCCUGCACCUAACGGGUGCCGGCUACACAAGGAUCUGCAAACCCCUCCAUGAACUCAUCAUGCAGCUGCUGGAGGAAACCCCAGAAGAGAAACAGGCAACUCUGGCCUGACAGCCCCCACCCCCCCGCCCCGCCCCGCCCCAGCGCCAUCAGCCCGGUUCUUUUUUCCAUGGCACUACGGAAUCCUCGCUCGGCGUGCUUUCCAUUGUUGAAUGUUACUGGGUGUUGUGUUUAGCACUGGAAAGGGAGGCGGGGAGGUGGCUGGCCAAAGAUGUCCCAGGGCCUCUUUCGUCACUUGGCCUUCCUAAGGGGAACAAGGUCCCUCCCCUGAGCCAUUUCUCGCUCAUGGCGUGGCGAGCGUGGUGGUCAGCGACCUGCUGGCUCUCCUUCCCAUUCCUGCCUCCUCCGUGUCCAGCCUGUCCAUAGCGCUGAAAGGCCUAAACUCAUUGGUCGCAUUCACAUUCCACUCCCUGGACUGAACAGUAGCUGCUUCCUGAAAAGUUGGAAUUGUUUGAAGAGUUUUUAUAUUUACUGGAUUUGGGUUUUUGUUUUAAGUGAUAUUAGCUGCUUUCUUGCUUUGGCAAACUGGCAAACCAGAACAGGAAACAGCUACCUGUGACAAUUGGAUACAUGUGAACAAUUAUGUGUUGAGUGAGUGAACACAGUUAACUUGGCUAUUUCAUUUCUUUGGUUAAAAAGGAUGCGAUUCCCUUACUGGGAACAGAAUGGGAGGUGGUGGGCAUCAGAGAAACUCGCCUCUGAGGUGUGUUGGUGCAACACUCAACUCGUCCAGGGCCUUGCAGUCUGUCUGCUCAUUCCCAUCCAGGUUAAACCGACGCUGCGGCUGCGGCUGCUUCUCGCUAGGUUGCUGCAGAACGCUCCCUUUUGGGAGCAAAACGCAAGUGCAGCCCCCCCCCCCCCCCGCCCUUCUCCCGUCUCGCAGGGCCUGAGCCUCGCAGUCCAGGGCCUCCCUUUCUGUUUUGGGGUCAGGCUUGCACAAGUAUUUGACUCAUGCAAGUGAGGCAGGCCCAGGAUAUUGCAGGUCGGCCAGAAUACAGGCCCCUCCGUGAAGGGGAGCCUCUUUCUCUGGGCCUGGUGCAGUGAGAAGUUUUUAGAAAAGGUUUCUGAAGCAUAAAUGCCUCCUCAGCUUGUACUUGGGAGAGAUUUUUCUGGGAAGAACUUUCAGUCUUAGAUAGUCCGUGAGGUUGUGGGAGAAAGGUUUUAUCCCUAAGCAGGCAGGCAAGAUGAAAGAUACUUCACCCCUCUUUCCCCGGGCAAAUGGUGGGCAAGGAUUGCUGCCCCAGUUCCCCAAGCGUGGUUUGAUCCCUGAGAAUGCAGUGUGUGACCACCCAGAUAAUUUCCCUCCCCCCCCUUCCCCGUAGGCCGCCCCGGCUGCAGCCCCUGGGAGGUCACCCUUUCCCCAGUUGGCUUUAGACUGGUUCCGAGAAGGCUUCUGGGUUCAGGGAUGAGCUCUUGACCGUGCAGGUCUUCCAGCCGGCCAUCUUUUCCCUUGCAUCUCCCUUAGCACAAGCUUCAGCUUGACGAAAGCACAAGGCUUUGGCUCUGUCAAAGAAUUCCCGGAGGGAACCUGCUUCUCCUGAAGUGCUCUGGGUUGGCACCUUGGGGUUGAGUGGGCAGGGCCCGUCUUCCUGCAGAGAUGCGCCCAGCCGGAUGCUUGCAGUUGGCUUGGUCAAUUGGGAGCCCCUUCCCAGCUGUGGCUUCUCUUGCACCCAGGCCUUUGCCAGCUGCCUGUGGCCAGCAACACUAAGAAACCCCCCUGGGAUUGGCAGCCUCACCAGAGUCCCCUGGAGGUCCCUGGAGCCAGCAAUCUGCUGCUUCCGGACACCCCACGGAGGUCCUGCCCCUCACGUUCCUUGAGGAUUCAGCUUGGCUCAUCGGCUGCCGCCCUGGAGCACCACUUGCUUAUAUAACCAGCCUCCUCCUCCUCCUCUUGGGCUUUUCCUGGGAGUCCCCCCUCAUCUUGCUCCUGUUUGCCAGUGUGUAUUGCACCCCGAAUCUUGUCUGUCCUGUGUUGUACGAGCAUGGCCUGCUCCCUAUUUAUUGCAGCAGGUGGGGGGAGUGUAGAUGGAGGCAGGGUCCCCGUGGCCUUAGGUAACCUGCAGGUGGGAAGGGGCUGGCGGAGGGGAGAGGCCUGCCUUUCCUUUGGGGGGCAGCGGUCGCUCAGCCCCCCCCCCCGCCCCCAUCAGUGGCUUCCGAGCGCCGCGGGGAUGCAUCUGCUCUGGCUAAGCGGCCGGGACGACCGGCAGAGCUCGUUGGUUCAGUGCGUGUUUCCAUAUAAAGAUCCAUGU